AUGGGCAAUGGAUCUGGCCAGCGGCCGCUUUCCGAAGUGAGUCCCAUGGCCCAGAGGCGCAAUUCGCCAAGCUGGAACCAAGCCACCAAGAUGCCGAACGGUGAAUCGCCCGCAUACGAUGUUUCAUCCUUGAAUAGCAAAGCCUCACCACGACUGUUUUGGAAGGGUCGCGAUUCCCCAUCACCAUUUUCGAAGGGAGCCGAGAACAAAUCCCCAUACGACCCCGAGGGUUCAUAUUUCCCCUCGAAGCGUGCAUCGCUUGAAAACUUGAAACGCGUCUCCAAGGUCAAAAACCACAGUUUCCACGAAGGAAGUCAAGAAUAUGAUCCAGCUUCAGUAAUUGUCCCACACAGGCCACUGGCAUCUGAACGGUCUCCGCAGCGGGAUAGCCAGAUGAAUAUCGCCAAGUCGCAAUUUCAUGACGAGGACCUCGCCCAGUUCGGUCGCCCCCCUUCCCCAAGCAAGGAUCUUUCAUCCCCUGGCAAAUCAUCACUGUCAAAGGGCAGCCGAUUCGGCAAAGGGUUUGACCCUCAGCAUGAUAUCUGGUCCGAACAGGGAAGUAUGGGACAUAGACAUGCUAAGAGCGUGACAUUUGACCAUGCUCCCCCUCAAGUUAACGAAUAUGUAAUGACAACUCCCGAUCCGUCAUCCAUUGCCUCUGGAUCGCGUGAAAAUAGCUACGACUCUGAGGAGGAGGGCGAUAUAAGCUUCGAGCAAGAGUCAUCCAUCGAACGUGACGACAGCUUUGAUGCCUCGUUGGAAGAUAUCGAAAAGACCCCUGUGGUUCUGCCAGAAGACUGGCGAUUCAUGAGCCCCGACUCUAACGACGAGGGUGAUUCAUUCACCGAGCACGUCGAAGAUGACAGCGCCGAGGAGAGGCCGGUUUCGCGUGAAGGUGGCGCAAUUCGACGUCCGCGUGUUGAAUCGCUCGACUCCAACGGCGAGCGCCGUCCACUUCCCCCUCUGCCGUCGAUGAGCCGCAUGUCCGGCGCGCGCCCCUCCUCGGCGGGAAAAUUGGCCACUGCCUUCGAGCUAGGUAGUGCCGGACAGCGUGGGCUUCCUGCACCCCCGGCUGCCGCCUCAUAUAAUAAAGCAGACAUUACCGGCGCUGUCUCUUUGGAGGAUAGACUUCGUCUCAUGAUGCUCCAAGAGAAGAACCCUGACGAGAACCACGACAAAAAGGAGAACCCCGAAGAACCUCUGGAACUUCCUAUGCCCGACGAUGACCCCACCCCGACUAAUGGCGUGCGCGAAGAGGAAGACAGUAAUGACGUCUUCUUUUCUCCACCAAGAAUAUCUCGCGACUCUAUUUUGCGCGGCAUUCGCAAGGGUGACAGCUUUGAGGAAGAAGACAGCUUUGAUGAAUCCCAGCUUGCUUCCAGCCCUAAUCCUUAUGACCAUUACGACCCUGACGUUCCCAUUCCAUCCUUGGAAAAUGACGACGAUGACGACUCAAGCAUAAUCGUGAAGCAAGAAGACCAGGAAGACGAAGAAGACAUUUACUCUAUUUCAGGUUACUAUCAAAACUCGUCCGACAACAGCCUGUCGUCCCGUGAUCAGCGGGCCAAGUAUGAUGACGCCAGCAACUAUUCAUUGCGCUCUGCCGCUGAAGCUGCAGAUCGCGCAGAGGCAGGACACGAGAGCCAGGGCCUCGGCUCUGGGCACACUACACCAACGCGCGAUGAGCACGCUGAUGCUGAAAAACCUGCGGAGUCCACCGAGACCAAUGAAAACAAGGAGAACGAACCCGCCCCUGAAAACAAGGCGUUUGAUAUGACUUCCGUGAGCCAGUCUCUGGCACGCCCUGUCACUCCUGAGAUGCAGGAUGAGGAAGGCUCGGAGCCCUCGACACCAGAUUCCGUCAUCCGUCAUCCAGUAGAAGACGAUGACCAAGAAGAGGAAUAUGAUGACCAAGAGGAAAAGAAUAUCGAUGAGGCACUUCCCAAGCCAGAGAAUGUGGAGGAGGAAAAGCAGGAGCAGGAGGAGACCGAGCACUAUGAAAGCUCAUCUGACGAGUCUGUCCCUGAACCUGUCGCUACGAUCAGGGCCCCCGGCGCAGGUCUCAAGACCCGCCCUUCUCUAACCCCCGCGGAUAUGCAAUCCAUGGCUGCCACUCGUCGCAAGAUCAGUGGCCAGCAUAUCCCCCCAGUUCCUCCAUUGACGAAGCAGCACUCCAACGAGUCCAGCCACUCCGAUGGCGAGCAGAAGCAGAGUGACGCUCCCCCCAAGUUGGCGCUGUCUGGUGAUUUUGCCCAACGGCAGAGCAGUUUAAUGCAACUUGACAUCCCCUUUAGCAUCCAGGAGGAGAGCCUUGGAUCUGGUCUCAACAAAGAGUUUGACCGUGUCAUCGAAUCCCAAAAGGUAGCGUUCCCCUUCGCUCCUUCCUAUAUGGCGCCUUCCCAAAGCAGCCACCCCAAGGACCCCGUCGAAACAGGAAAUAGUACACGAGCUAAUGCCCGGCCUUAUCAACAGCGAGGAUACCUCAUGAGACAAAAUACCAAGGUCAUUAUUGCUAGCAGCCGAAACGAGGAAGAACCUAUGCCCUCCCCUGGCCAAGCCCCCCAGGACUCUCGGGGUACUCGUUCAGCCGGAUCCUCCCCACGCAAACCCAGUCAACAAACCUGGACUACAGAGCCAUGGAAUGGUAGCCCACGGCGACCCAGUAUCAAGGCCACGGGAAUUCCAAAGAAGAAGCCCGUCCCAGGUGUCGGUGGUGUGCCACCCCUCCCCGGACAGGCCAGUGCCGUGCAAGAGGCUCCCGCUACUAUCGAAGAGCAUGAGCCCGCGAUUUCGGAAUCUUUUGAAGACGGCGAGGAGCGCGGUCGCCUAUUUGUCAAGGUUGUUGGUCUCAAAUACUGUGACCUCCCUCUGCCUCGAGGUAUGAAUACCAAGUCAAAUUUGAACAAGGGUCAAUAUGCUAACUCCAAUCGAAUUAUAGGCGAGCGAUCCUACUUUGCACUCACUUUGGAUAACGGCUUACAUUGUGUGACCACAUCUUGGCUAGAGAUGGGCAAGUCUGCUCCUAUUGGUCAAGAAUUUGAGCUCAUUGUCCAGAAUGAUUUGGAGUUCCAAUUGACUCUGCAGAUGAAAAUCGACGAGACCAAGUUCCAAACCCAAGAGCCUCCCGCCUCACCCUCUCGCCAGAAGGCCUCAGCCCUCAGCCGGGUCUUUGCAUCUCCCCGUCGUCGCAAGGAACUUGACAUCAAACAGCAAAUGCAGUCUCAGCAGCAGAAGGCCAAGGAUGUCAACGCCCCUGUAUACGAGCGACUUCGCAAUCUCGUUGCGCGAGACGGCAGCUUCGGCCGCGCUUAUGUUGCCUUGAGCGAUCACGAACAGCAGGCAUUUGGCCGUCCCCACAUCGUUGACGUCGCUUGUUUCAAUGAGUGGGCUGUUGAAGAACAAAUGAGCAGUGUCAAGAGCAAGAAGAGUGCGACCAGCGUGAAUACCCAGCGCCGUCCACCAUACAAGAUCGGAAAGCUUGAAGUGCAGUUGCUGUUCGUGCCGAAGCCCAAGGGAAGCAAGGAUGAGGAUAUGCCAAAGAGCAUGAAUGCGUGUAUCCGUGAGAUGCGUGACGCAGAAAGUGUUGCAUCUCGCUCCUGGGAAGGCUUCCUGUCCCAGCAAGGUGGAGAUUGUCCGUUCUGGCGACGUCGCUUCUUCAAGCUUCAGGGCUCCAAGCUGACAGCUUACCACGAAACAACGCGCCAGCCCCGCGCAACGAUUAACCUGGCCAAGGCCUCCAAGCUCAUUGAUGAUCGGUCCUCUUUGCUCCAGAAGGAGACCAGCACGAGAAACGGUGGCCGCCGCAAGUCCGCCUUUGCCGAGGAGGAGGAUGGCUACAUGUUUGUCGAAGAAGGAUUCCGCAUCCGAUUCGGCAAUGGUGAAGUGAUUGACUUCUACGCCGAUAGCCCCGCCGAAAAGGAUGGUUGGCUUCGUGUUAUGUCUGAAGCUGUCGGCAAAGGCUCUACCUCUGGUGGCGGGUCCAUCAAGCCGUGGGCCGACCUCGUGCUGAAGCGUGAGCGUGCCAUGAAGACCAAGUCUGAGACCGCUGAGCGUCGCCCGGCCAGCUCAAUUCCCAUGCCAACUGCCGCUCCCCCCUCCCCUGAGCGAAACAGGAACAGCGUCUUGACGGGACCUCCAUCCUCAGCGGGAUCCGGGGCGCCGGCGCCUCAAUCUCCCCGUCCUCGUCACAAACACACCUACUCCCAACCUGAGAUGCCAUCUGUCGAAGCUCGUCGUCAGAAGACCCGCUCGCUCAUGUUUUGA
Molecule: messenger RNA, 4263 nt
Organism: Penicillium salamii
Lineage: Eukaryota; Fungi; Ascomycota; Eurotiomycetes; Eurotiales; Aspergillaceae
Source: the annotation of a GenBank genome assembly